GAGAGUGCGUGUGAGAGGGAGAGCGUGAAAGGACGGAGAGAGAGUGAGCCUCAGCUCGCAGAAGUUUGACGCUCCCGACGAGUCCCGAACGUCGCUGCCAUGGAGCUUCGGAGGGAAAUUGGAUCUUUAUUCGUCGCCGUCCACCUAUGGAUGAGUUUCUGCUGCCAAGGCUGUCAUGGCGGUCAGUACCAGAGGAAGCUCUUCCGUGAUCUGAUGGUGGACUACAAUCGGCUGGAGAGACCGGUUCACAAUGACUCAGCGCCUAUUGUGGUGGAACUGGGCCUCACUCUGCUGCAGAUCAUCGAUGUGGAUGAAAAGAACCAAGUGUUGAUCACCAACGCUUGGCUGCAGCUGUACUGGACUGACAUCUAUCUGUCAUGGAACCCUGAAAACUACCCUGGAGUGCAGAAUCUGCGCUUCCCGUCCAACCAGGUGUGGGUCCCAGAUAUUCUCCUCUACAACAGCGCUGACGAGAGGUUUGAUGCCACCUUUCACACGAACGUGCUGGUCAAUGCCACCGGAUCCUGUCAGUACAUCCCCCCAGGAAUCUUGAAGAGUACCUGCUAUAUUGACGUGCGGUGGUUCCCGUUCGACGUGCAGAAGUGCGACUUGAAGUUCGGCUCUUGGACUCACAACGGCUGGUUGCUGGACCUCCAAAUGAUGGACGUGGACAUCUCCACUUAUAUACCCAACGGGGAAUGGGACCUUGUGGGUGUGCCCGCCAAGCGCAAUGAGCUGUACUACGACUGCUGCAAAGAGCCGUACCCUGACGUGACGUACACGGUCACCAUGCGCCGCCGGACGCUCUACUACGGCACAAACCUGCUCAUCCCCUGCGUGCUCAUCUCUGGACUAGCGCUUCUGGUCUUCUUGCUUCCUGCUGACUCAGGGGAAAAGAUUUCACUGGGCAUCACGGUGCUGCUGUCUCUCACCGUCUUCAUGCUGCUGGUGGCAGAGAUCAUGCCCGCCACCUCAGACUCCGUCCCUUUGAUCGCUCAGUAUUUUGCCAGCACCAUGAUGAUCGUGGGUUUGUCUGUGGUGGUGACCGUUCUGGUACUGCAGUUCCACCAUCAUGAUCCACAUGGAGGGAAGAUGCCGAAGUGGGUCCGAGUCUUCCUCCUCAACUGGUGCGCUUGGUUUCUCCGGAUGAAAAAACCUGGAGAAGACAGAAAGACAGCUGUGGCUCCCUGUGGCGUUCAGACCUUCAAAUACUCUCAGCAACAGACUCACCACUCCAGCACCAGCAGCAUUCCUAUGAGCACCAUUCCAAGCCAGACUUCCCCCCAGUCCACCACGACCAACGGGAACAUGAAGCUGUACUUUGGGUAUCAUUCCAUGGGAACAGACAAGGCGGCUUUUCCACCCAGCACAGACUCGGGAGUGGUGAUGUGUAGCGACCCGAAUGGCUCGACGACCGUGCACGACAUCCACUCGGAGCAGACUCGGACUUUGCUCCUGGAGCAGGUUCCUGAGAUCACCCGGAUCCUGGAGGAAGUGCAGUACAUUGCCAGCCGGUUUCGGGAGCAGGAUGAGUGCGAGUCCAUCUGCAGUGAGUGGAAGUUUGCGGCGGCAGUAGUGGAUCGGUUAUGCCUGGUAGCCUUCUCGCUCUUCUCCAUCAUCUGCACCGUCACCAUCCUCAUGUCGGCACCCAACUUCAUCGAGGCUGUUUCCAAGGACUUCACAUGAGUCGGUAUGGUGACUGGACUUGGACAGUGCCACAUAAGCCUCCCUGACAACACUACCUGAACACCCACAUGUACUGUACUUGUGUUUUGUUUAUUGUGGCAGCUACAUCCAGUGGUCAACAAUGUAAAAAUUCCAAGAUACUUUUCUUCUUCAUCUCUGCCUCACUUAUCUCCAGCACUCUCAAGAUCUGUUUCUUUUACUGAGGCUCAUCUCUGUACAGUCACGUGUUUUCAAAGAACUGUUGCACCAAAUGUAAAUAGAGCAAAUCUUUUCAAUGUAAAAAUACUGUAUAUUGUGCUGUGUUCGUAGAAGUAACAAAAGCCCCCUCUGAGUCAGGGCCAAACUGAGGAAACCAAACACUGGCAGGCCACCAUUAGUCCUUACCGCCGCUGGUUCCAGUAGUCGUCGAGGAGUAGAAAGGCAUCUCAACCUUCAAGAUGGUGCUCAACUCACAUUAUGUUGGUCCAGGUUUUUAUGUUGUAGCAGAACAUGGAAGAAACACGUGUUGAAACAGAGAGAAAUAUGAAAGAAAUAUGAUCAAGGGUUGCUGUAACCUGUGUUUUACUGACUCAAGGGCACAGCUCGCAUGUUUCUGCCAACCCAGGAGACCCAACUCUGGACAUGUAAGGGAUUGCAUCACGUAGACUUCUGCCCCAAGUACUGUGGAAUGACUCACUAACACAUAUGACAGUGUCGUAAAAAGGUUCACUAAUCCUCCUAUUAUUGCUACAUUGGGUCCUAUUCUGGGCUGUUAAGAGUAGUGAUGGGCAGAUGAAGCUUCAUGAAUUCUCAUUUUUGAAGCCCACUCGAUGGUACUCUGCUCUACUGUCUUCGGACAACCAUUGAACUGAAACCUUGUAUCAUUUUUAAAGCAAGGGCACCAACUUCUGUGCUCCAAAAAUGCUUCAGGAAGUUUCAUCCGCUCACGUUUCCUUCAUGAUGCAUUGCUUAUCAUAUCCUGUCUGCUGGGGAGAAGGUGUUGGACAGACGGGGUUUGGCGGGGAUUUACACGGUUUACUGUAUUUACUGGUGUUCCUCGUGCUCAGGGAACAUAGGUUGUUUAGCAAAUAAAGUCCACGUAUACUGCCAUGUCACUUUAAAGACUCCUUUGUCUCAAACAUAUAGCAUUAUACGCGAUAUACAGUGUUGCUCAUCAUAUAAGUGUUGAACCACAGCUCACAAAAUCACGGCCCUCAUUUUCAAAGCUCAGCAGGUCUGAAAACUGAGACUUAAAAUCGAUGUGCAACGAAGAGUAUGCCAUCUAGUGGGCUCUGAAAAUGAGGACACUGUUUCGCAAAGCUUCGAAGAGAUGAAAAAAGAUGCAUGAACUGUGGCAGUCUUCAUCUGAGUUAUUCUUAUUGUUCCCUUGUCCGGUAAAACUAAGUGACCGUACAGAAAAAAAAGGAUGGAGUUAUGAUUAAAAGCAGCGAUGUCACUCCAGGGGAAUUUUCUUUUAAUCUUCCGUGCUGAUAGCAUUUGUGAUUCUACCCGGUAAUGCUCGGCGAAAGGCAAACACUGGUUAAUCUUUCGCAAACAACGUGCAGCAGGAUUAAAGAGUGACCUUAUGAAAUGGAUUUGUGUGCGUCUUUGUCUCUCCUCACCGACAGGACGCGGCACCCAAACCAAAGUGUUGGGUUUCUCUCAGUCUUUUCACUUGGCCUUUUCUAGAGGGUGAACUCACAGGGAGCAGCAGGCAGUGAAUAGUGGACUCAAAUACAAAGUGUAAAUUGUAGUUCUUUUUCUUUCGGCUUCUCCCUUCAGGGGUGGCCACAGCGGAUCAUCUUCCUCCAUCUCACCCUGUCCUCUGCUUCCUCUUCUCUCAAACCUACAAACCUCAUGUCCUCCUUCACCACCUCCAUCAAUCUCCUCUUUGACCUUCCUCUCCACCUUCUGCCUGGCAGUUCCAACCUCAACAUCAUCCUACCAAUGUACUGUCUCUCUCUCUCUCCUCUGUACAUGUCCAAACCAUCUCCACCGAGCCUCUCUGACUUGGUCUCCUAAACACCUGAGCACAUGUGCUGUCCCUCUGAUCCUAUCCAUCCUGCUCACUCCCAGAGAGAAGCUCAGCAUCUUCAUCUCUGCUACCUCCAGCUCUGCCUCCUGUCUUUUCCUCAGUGCCACCGUUUCCAAACCAUAAAGCAUUGAUGGCCUCACCACCCUUUUGUACACCUUCCCUUUCAUCCUUUUGUCACGCAUCACACCUGACACUUUUCUCCAAUGAUUCCAUCCUGUCUGUCUUCGUAACCUCUUUGUCACAUUCUCCAUAGUCUAAAGAAAACAUCGGGUACAGAUUUGUUCUUCAUUGUGAAACUCAGGUAGUUAUUAGACCUCACUUCAACCUCAAUGCCAGGUUGCAUACUGACUGCUGGGAGACUGGAACCAGCAACUUGUUUUUUCAGUUUUUUUUUUUUUGUUUUGUUCUGCUGGUACUUGAUAAUGCCAUGGUGGUAAGAAAAAAAAAACCUCACUAGUUUUCACUUUCCUACCAAGUGAUUUAUCCUGCAUUAAAGGGUAAAAAUGAUGCACCAAACCAAGUGUUUCAUGUCUUAUGUAACCAGGACUUGUCUUCUUUGCUGGUGCGGAGGCGAGUCGUCAUUGGAACAUGUCCACUGAGCUCUUCCUAGACAAGGAUUGAAAGACUGUAAAUGAUGUUAUGAGGCGUCAUGUUGAUGUCUAAUGUGCUUCAUCAACUUCCAACCGUGUCUGUCUUUUUGUCCAGGACUUGUACAUACAGGCUCACUGUUGGUGAAUAUGCAGAGAAAUGAAAGGCUGUUCCGCGUAAGAGCUUGAAUUAAAAUGCACCUGGAAGUGUCGAGGUGAAAA
Molecule: messenger RNA, 4509 nt
Organism: Synchiropus splendidus (mandarinfish)
Lineage: Eukaryota; Metazoa; Chordata; Actinopteri; Syngnathiformes; Callionymidae
Product: neuronal acetylcholine receptor subunit alpha-7-like
Exons: 10
Coding region: 100-1686 (528 amino acids)
Biological process (GO): signal transduction; regulation of membrane potential; nervous system process
Cellular component (GO): neuron projection; postsynaptic membrane; synapse
Molecular function (GO): transmembrane signaling receptor activity; acetylcholine-gated monoatomic cation-selective channel activity
Source: RefSeq, a predicted model, not a curated record